GUGUGUCGAACUAUAAAGACUUGCUGCGAGAUUUUCUAGACAAUUUGUAGGCGUGGCAAUGCAGCUGCUGAACUUGAAAGGCUUUAUAUUGCUACUGCUGCUGCUGCUGCAAUGCUUAAGCUGCGUGCAAGCGCGUCGUGGCUUUGGCGGCAGUGAGCAGGAUUGGCGCUAUGUGGAGGUGAGAAAGGGGGCGCAUAUGUUCUACUGGCUCUACUAUACAACGGCGAGUGUGAGCGAGUAUACGGCACGUCCGCUGGUCAUCUGGCUGCAAGGCGGACCGGGCGUGGCGUCCUCUGGCUGCGGCUGCUUCGAGCAGCUGGGCCCCGUCGACAUUGAGGGUCGUCCACGUGCCCACAACUGGGUGCAGCAUAUGAAUGUGUUGUUCAUAGACAGUCCCGUGGGCACGGGCUACAGCUAUGUGGAGCCGCAAGGUGAAUAUGCCAAGGACAACAAGCAGAUAGCGCAGGACUUGGUGACGCUGAUGAAGGCGUUUCUGAGCCAGCAUCCAGAGUUCCAGCUGGUGCCGCUGCACAUCUUCAGCGAGAGCUAUGGCGGCAAAAUGGCGCCCGAGUUUGCGCUCGAGCUUUAUCUGGCGCAGCAGCGUGGCGAGCUGCGUUGCCAGCUGCGCUCAGUGGUCGUUGGCAAUCCCUGGACCUCGCCGCUGGACAGCACGCUCAGCUAUGCGCCGUAUCUGCUGCAGCUGGGCAUUGUGGAUCAGCGUGGCUACAGCGAAAUUGCGCGCGUGGCUGCGGACAUUGCGCGGCUGGUGUACAACAAGAAGUGGCUGGCUGCCUUGGAGCAGAGCUCCAGAAUACAGGAGGUCAUUGAAGAGCACACAGGCGGUGUCUUCUUGUACAAUACGCAGCGACGCGUGCAUGUCGAUGAUGCCUAUCGGUAUGGCGAGGAUCCCAAGCUGCGCAGCUUUAUGCUCAGCAAUGUGACCCAGGCGCUGAAUCUGACGCACAUGAGCGAGUGGAUGGUGCAGAAUGCCACAGUGUUCUUUCAGCUGGGCGAUGACAUCUUCAAGCCGGCCAUUGACAUAGUUACACGCCUGCUCAAUGAAACGCCGCUGCGCGUGGGCGUCUACUCGGGUAUUCUGGAUCUGCUCUGUGCCACGCCCGGCACUGUCAACUGGAUCAGCCGCAUGCAGUGGCAGCGCAAGCUGCAGUACACUAAAGCGCCGCGUCGCGCCUUUCGCAUCGAUGGCGUGCUCGAGGGCUAUGAGCAGCGUGGCGGUGGCUUCAGCAUGUUCUGGGUCUAUCGUGCUGGCCACUUGGUGCAGCAGGAUAAUCCCGCUGCCAUGUCGCACAUACUGCGUGAGUUUACCAACUAUGGCUGAAGUGAAAUAAAGCUGCUAGCUCACUGCUCAAAUCUUCAACAAUUUACUUGAAAUUAACUCACAUGGGUUUGGGUUCUACUGCGGUUGC
Molecule: messenger RNA, 1427 nt
Organism: Drosophila busckii
Lineage: Eukaryota; Metazoa; Arthropoda; Insecta; Diptera; Drosophilidae
Product: retinoid-inducible serine carboxypeptidase
Exons: 3
Coding region: 59-1339 (426 amino acids)
Biological process (GO): proteolysis
Molecular function (GO): serine-type carboxypeptidase activity
Source: RefSeq, a predicted model, not a curated record